Menidia menidia (Atlantic silverside) is the source of this 546-nucleotide messenger RNA. The record is from the annotation of a GenBank genome assembly. NCBI's taxonomy places the organism in Eukaryota, Metazoa, Chordata, Actinopteri, Atheriniformes, Atherinopsidae.
AUGGCUCAGAAAGGAGUUCAGCUGGACACAGAAACCUUCUCCUGCUCCAUCUGCCUGGAUGUCCUGAAGGACCCGGUGACUAUUCCCUGUGGACACAGCUACUGCAUGAGCUGCAUCAAAGCCCACUUUGAUGGAGAGGAUCAGAAGGGACUUCACAGCUGCCCUCAAUGCAGGAAACGCUUCACACCGAGGCCCGUCCUGGUAAGAAACACCAUGUUAGCAGAUUUAGUGGAGCAGCUGAAGAAGACUGGACUCCAAGCUGCUCCUGCUGACCACUGCUAUGCUGGACAUGAAGAUGUGGCCUGUGAUUUCUGCUCUGGGAGAAAACUGAGAGCCAUCAAGUCCUGUUUGAGCUGUGUGGCCUCUUACUGUGAGGAACACCUUCAGCCUCAUUAUGAUGUGACUCCAUUAAAGAAGCACAAGCUGGUGGAGCCCUCCAAGAAGCUCCAGGAGAACAUCUGCUCUGUCCACGAUGAGGUGAAGAAGCUUUUCUGCCGCACUGAUCAGAAGUCCAUCUGUGUUGUCUGUGCGAUGAGCUCCCACUGA